AUGGACACACAAUUUUUGGACGAGGUCGCCGAGCGGAUCAACUCGUACAUUGAAGCCAUCCCACCCGGCGUUCCCCAGUACCUCUUCGCUGCGGUCGCAAUUGCCUUCAGUAUCUGGCUCCUACACUUGGCGCAGGCUUGGAACGAAGACAAAGCCAUCACCUACACCGUCCCUCCGCCCAAGAUUCCUGACGAGCAUUCGAUCGUUGAGGAGACCAACGUCAAGAUCUCCGGCACGACCGCAGUUCAGUGCUACGCCCCGGCUACCGGCCAGUUUCUUGGCUUCAUCAACCCCUCUACCCCGGCGUCCAUCGACCGUGCUGUUGAUGCAGCCCACGCAGCGCAGACGAAAUGGAAGAAGACGACCUUCCGCGAGCGCCGUCGCGUGCUCCGUACGAUGCUACAACACGUCCUUGACAACCAGGAAGCCAUCUGCCGCGCCGCUUGCCUCGACUCCGGCAAAACCAUGGUCGACGCCCAGUUAGGCGAGAUCCUCGUCACCGUCGAGAAGCUCACCUGGACGUUGAAUCAUGGCGAGAAAGCCCUCCGCCCGAGCCCGCGACCCACGAACCUCCUCAUGGCAUACAAGCAGAACGAGGUGCGGUAUGAACCGCUUGGCGUGGUUGGAGCGCUCGUGAGCUGGAACUACCCGUUCCACAACCUCAUUGGGCCCAUCAUUUCGAGCAUAUUUUCUGGGAACGGUGUUCUGGUCAAGGUCUCUGAACAGACGGCAUGGAGCUCGCAGUACUUCACCAGUAUCGCGAGGGGUGCCCUCAUCGCCCACGGAUAUGACCCUGCCUUGAUCCAGACGGUGGUGUGCUGGCCCCAGACAGCUAACCACAUAACCUCCCACCCCAAGAUAUCUCACUUGACCUUUAUUGGUUCCCGCUCUGUGUGCUUGAAGGUUGCCGCGUCGGCUGCCAAGUCGCUUACGCCUCUCAUCGCUGAGCUUGGUGGCAAGGAUCCUUCCAUUGUUCUCGACUCUGCCGCCAAGGAUUUGAACCGUGUUAUUGAUAUUCUCAUGCGCGGAACUUUCCAGGCUUCCGGUCAGAACUGCAUCGGCAUUGAGCGAAUCAUUGCUACGCCAAAGCUUUACGAACAGCUGGUUUCCACGCUUGCACCGAAAGUUCAGGCCCUCCGCCUGGGCCCCACUGCAGAUGUGGGAGCCAUGAUCUCCGAUGCUAACUUUGAUCGGCUGGAGGCCCUCAUCGAAAAGGCUCUUAAACAAGGUGCUCGUCUCCUUGCCGGUGGCAAGCGCCACAUCCAUCCCGAAUAUCCCAAGGGCCACUACUUCACCCCAACACUUCUCGUUGAUGUUACUCCAGACAUGGAUAUUGCCAACGAGGAAUGCUUCGGUCCCGUCAUGACCGUCAUGCGCGCUCCAGGCCCGGAUGCCGAGUCCGUGCUAUCCGUGGCCAACGCGCCAGACUUUGGUCUUGGCGCUUCCAUAUUUGGCAGCGACAACGACCCCGUACUCGGCGUCGUCGUUGAUGGCCUCAAUACUGGAAUGGUAGCCAUCAAUGACUUUGGCGCAACCUAUGCUGUACAGCUUCCAUUCGGUGGCGUCGGAGGCUCUGGCUACGGACGCUUCGCUGGCGAGGAGGGGCUUAGGGGCCUCUGCAACAUCAAGAGCAUUUGUGUCGACCGCUUCGGCUGGCUGGGCGUUCGCACCUCCAUCCCGCCACCUGUCAGGUAUCCUGUGCCGGAUCAGGAGCGCAGUUGGCGGUUCACGAGAGGGGUUGUAAACGUGGGAUAUGCACAGGGCCUUGUAGGACAGCUCAAGGGACUUUUCGACAUUACGAAGAACAUUUGA
Colletotrichum graminicola M1.001 is the source of this 1812-nucleotide messenger RNA. Its product is annotated as aldehyde dehydrogenase. The transcript has 3 exons. NCBI's taxonomy places the organism in Eukaryota, Fungi, Ascomycota, Sordariomycetes, Glomerellales, Glomerellaceae. The coding region runs from base 1 to 1812 and encodes 603 amino acids. Gene Ontology annotation, molecular function: aldehyde dehydrogenase (NAD+) activity. The record is from RefSeq and is a predicted model, not a curated record.